UGUGGUGCGCAGGCGCCGCCUGGGGCGCGCGCUGGCUCCGGGGCGCCGCUCCUUCCGCCUUCCCGGCAGGCCUUGCGCGGCGCCUGCGCGUUCAGUGACCUUCCCGAGUAGCUGGCUGUGCGUGUCGGGGCUGCCCGAGCGGUUGGUCCUGCGGCGAGAUGUUCCAGAGCCUCCUCAGAACCGUGUGGGUCCCCCUGAAGCCCUACUACACGCAGGUGUACCAGGAGAUCUGGGUGGGCAUGGGGCUGAUGGGCCUCAUCGUGUACAAGAUCCGGAGUGCGGAUAAAAGAGCCAAAGCUCUGAAAGGUUCGAGUCCCGCGCCUGCUCACGGUCACCACUAGCAGCUGGGCGAGUGCAGCGGGGAGCGUCGGCCAGCAUCCACCUCGGCUGUCAGAUGGGGGCACCGUGCUGUCUAGAAGUGCCGUGUCCUUGCUGGCAUGAAUAAACAUACCUGUGGACACA
Pipistrellus kuhlii (Kuhl's pipistrelle) is the source of this 462-nucleotide messenger RNA. RefSeq names its product ATP synthase membrane subunit j (gene ATP5MJ). The transcript has 4 exons. Bases 159 to 341 code for a protein of 60 amino acids. NCBI's taxonomy places the organism in Eukaryota, Metazoa, Chordata, Mammalia, Chiroptera, Vespertilionidae. The record is from RefSeq and is a predicted model, not a curated record. Gene Ontology annotation, cellular component: mitochondrion.